Dreissena polymorpha is the source of this 10609-nucleotide messenger RNA. Its product is annotated as chromodomain-helicase-DNA-binding protein 1-like. The coding region runs from base 138 to 5711 and encodes 1857 amino acids. Gene Ontology annotation, biological process: nucleosome organization; regulation of transcription by RNA polymerase II. The transcript is spliced from 39 exons. NCBI's taxonomy places the organism in Eukaryota, Metazoa, Mollusca, Bivalvia, Myida, Dreissenidae. The record is from RefSeq and is a predicted model, not a curated record. Gene Ontology annotation, molecular function: ATP-dependent chromatin remodeler activity; ATP hydrolysis activity; chromatin binding. Gene Ontology annotation, cellular component: chromatin; nucleus.
UUUCAUUUUGAACAUGUCCGCCAUGUUUGUUGUUGUUUGUGCAAUUUACUGUGUAGUAUAUUGAGAUUUUCCUAGGUUCUGUUGAUGUUCAGGCCACUAGCGGCGAGGUCCGCCAUGAUGAUUUUGGAAGAGAGAAAAUGAGCAAGCCAGCUGAUAACCUCGAUAACUCCAACUUAAAGUUUGACACUCCAUUGUUUGCCGAAUUUAAUACUUCAAAGACAACAUCAGCCCUUCCCUCAACUAACUAUGAGACUGAGGGAAGCUAUUCGCACAGAUUGCCGCCGCGACCAUUGAAGAAAGAAAACAACAGUCACGUUUCAGAUGAUUCUGAAUCAAACUCCAAUAAUUCAAGUGGAUCAGGGUCUGACUCGGAAUCAGAAUCUGGUUCGGGAAAUUCCAAUGGUUCGGGCAGCGAUGAUAAAUCUGAAAGUGGAGACUCGGAAAGUUCAAAUGAGGCUCCAACCACAAAGGAAGAGAAACAUUUGCAGCUGUCCACAUCAGGCCUUGAGUCAGACUCUCAGGACGGACCUCGCGGGACCAGAAAAAGCAGAGGUCGUCCCAAGAAAGAGGACAUUGAACAACUGAAAGAGGAAAACGAUAUUUUUGGAGAAAGCGAUCGCCGGGACUCAAAGUUCUGGCAGGAAGACCCUGAUUUGUACGGCGUGAGAAGAUCAGGCCGGGCCAAGAAAGAACCAACCAGAUACAAUGUAGGGCUUGACAGUGACAGUGAUGAAGACCAGCCAAAAAGACGCAGGAGGACCACCAGUCAAAGGAAAAAUUCUGAUGAUUGGAACAGCAACAGCAGUAAUAGCAGUGACAACAGUUCACCAGAACGGUAUAAGCCACAGCGGGCAACCUCCAACAGGUCAUCCAGAAGAGGUCGAAGGCCAGGUCGCCCAGCGAAAAUACAAAAAACUGUGGGCCGACCCAAAAAGCACCUGUCUUCCGAUGACGAUGAUGACGAUGUGGGUGAUAACUCUGAAAGCGAUGACGAGGCCAGUCGAAGCUACAAAACCUACACCAAGAGAUCUGUGGCACAGAAAGUCAGGGUUAAAGGUCGUGGAAGUGCUAGUACCUCAAGGGUUACUGCCACCCGACGUGGGGUCACUACAAAAACUGUUAGCUAUAAGGAGCAGACAGACGGGGAGACGGACAGCGAUGACAUCAUAGAGGCCCCCGAGGGUGAUGGAGUGGAGGUGGAGGAGGAAAACACAGAGGGCAUUGAGAGGAUUCUGGACCAUCGGGAUGGUAAAAAAGGAGCUACGGGUGAAAAGACAACGAUCUACAAUGUGGAAGCCAAUGGAGACCCAAACAAGACAUUGCCUGCAGAUACAGAAUGUGAGGUUCAGUUCUUUAUCAAGUGGAAAGGAUGGGCUCACAUCCACAACACAUGGGAAAGUGAGGAAAAUCUCAGAGCUCAGAAGUUCAGUGGGCUCAAAAAGCUGGAUAACUAUAUCAAGAAAAUGGAUGAAAUCAAUGAAUGGAAGCGAUUUGCUUCUCCAGAUGAUAUUGAAUACUACGAUGUUCAACAGGAAUACAAUGAAGAUCUCUACAAAAACUGCCUGCUUGUCGAAAGGAUCAUAGCUGAGUCUUUCCAGAAGACCUCCAAUCAGGAGAACGGCUACCCAGACUACCUUUGUAAGUGGAUGGGCCUCCCGUACUCUGAAGUGUCUUGGGAGGACGGCGAACUGCUUGCACAUAAAUUCCUUGACAAAAUUGAACACUUUAAUCAGAGAAACAAGUGUCAGAAGAUCCCCACAAAGUUGUCUCGAGUUCUGAAAAGCCGUCCCAAGUACUUGCCCCUGAAGAAUCAGCCCUCGUUCAUUGGUGGGGAGGAUGAGUUACAGCUUCGGGACUACCAGCUCGACGGUGUUAACUGGCUCAUGCACUCAUGGUCCAAAGAGAACAGUAUAAUUCUUGCUGACGAAAUGGGUCUGGGUAAGACAAUACAGACAAUAGGUUUCUUAGCGAUACUCUACAACACCUAUCAGUUGUAUGGACCCUUCCUGGUGGUGGUUCCACUCUCAACAGUGGUCGCCUGGCAACGAGAGUUUGAAAACUGGUGCCCGGAAAUGAAUGUUGUUAUAUACCUUGGCGACGUCAACAGUCGAAACAUUAUUCGGGAUUAUGAGUGGUGUCACCCUGGCAACAAGAGGUUGAAGUUCAAUGUGGUGGUCACCACGUAUGAGAUACUGCUGAAAGACAAGGCUUUCUUGGGUGCUGUGAGUUGGGCAGAGCUGGUUGUGGACGAGGCUCAUCGACUGAAGAACACAGACUCCCUGUUGUACCGGACCCUGAUGGAGUUCAAGUCCAACCACAGACUGCUGAUCACGGGCACACCCCUGCAGAACUCCCUGAAAGAGUUGUGGGCCCUCCUUCACUUUAUCAUGCCUAUGAAGUUUGCAAAGUGGUCGGAAUUUGAAGAGAAGCAUUCUCGUGCGGACAAGACUGGGUUCACGCAGCUCCACAAGCAGCUUGAGGCCUUCCUGAUACGUCGUGUGAAGAAGGACGUGGAGAAAUCACUGCCUGCUAAAACUGAACAGAUCCUACGUGUCGAGAUGUCUUCUGUUCAGAAACAGUAUUACAAAUGGAUCUUGACAAAGAACUACAAGGAGCUGAACAAGGGCCUAAAGACAUCGGUGUCCUCGUUCGUGAACAUCAUCAUGGAGCUCAAGAAGUGCUGCAACCACCAGCUGCUGGUGCGGCCAUCGGAGAUGGAGGAAAACCAUACGGACCACCUUCAGAACUUGAUACGGGGCAGUGGCAAGCUGAUAUUGCUGGACAAGCUGUUACUACGGUUACGAGAGAAAGGUCAUAGGGUGCUUAUAUUCUCACAGAUGGUUCGAUUGCUGGACAUACUCAGUGAAUAUCUUCAGCUGCGUCAUUUUCAAUAUCAGAGACUGGAUGGUUCCAUUAGAGGGGACUUACGAAAAACUGCAUUGGAUCAUUUCAAUGCUGAAGGAUCUCAGGACUUUUGUUUCUUGCUGUCAACCCGUGCAGGGGGGUUGGGUGUGAACCUGGCCACUGCAGAUACUGUGAUAAUCUUCGACAGCGACUGGAACCCACAGAACGACCUGCAGGCUCAGGCUCGCGCGCAUAGGAUAGGACAAAAGAAUCAGGUGUCAGUGUACAGAUUGGUUACCAAGAACAGUGUAGAGGAGGAGAUAGUUGAGAGAGCCAAGCGCAAGAUGGUGCUGGAUCACCUGGUUAUACAGCGUAUGGACACCACAGGCCGCACUGUGCUCAACAAGGGGGGCGACUUGGGCAGCUCAAAGACACCAUUUAGUAAGCAUGAGUUGUCAUCCAUCUUGAAAUUUGGAGCGGAGGAACUGUUCAAGGAUGAUGCUGAUGAUGAAGAACCACAGGUUGACAUAGACGAGAUCCUGAAGCAGGCUGAGACUAGAGAGACGAUCGAGAACAACGGGGUUGGCGAUGAACUCCUGGCACAGUUCAAGAUUGUCACCUUUGACAACCUCGAGGACGAGGAAAUAGAGAACAAUGUGGGAAAGGACUGGUCAAACAUCAUCCCCAAGGAGGACAUAGACAGAGUGGAGGAGGAGGAGAGACAGAGGGUGUUACUGGAGCUAAACCUGCCCCCGAGGCAGCGUUCCACUCUAAAACAGUUGGAGAAAAAGCUGGACUCAGAUGAUGAAGAUGGCAACAAUGAUGAGGACUCUGAUAGCGAUGACUCCGGCAGUGACGAUGAUAAGCCCAAGAAACGAGGCCGUCCCAGAGCUGGCGGCAAAAAUGACCAGAUUAGAGGAUUCACCAACGCUGAAAUAAGACGGUUUAUCAAGAGCUACAAAAAAUUUCCAGAUCCUUUGUCUAGGUUGGACGACAUUGCGUGCGAUGCUGAACUGCAGGAGAAGUCUGAAUCUGAUCUCAAGAAGCUUGCCGAGCUGCUCAAGUCUCAAUGUGACCAGGCAAUGAAGGAAUACACCACCAAAAAACAACAGGAAGAACAGAACGGGGAGGGGACUGCCAACAAGAAAGGUCCACGAAGCAUCUCAUGCAAGAUUGCCAGUGUUGUUAUUAAUGUGCUGUCCAUAGUGAAGUCAGAGACGGACCUAGAACCACUUGCAAGAUACAUACCAAAGAACAAGGCUGACAAAAAAAAGUUCCGCAUAGACUUCCACUGCAAGGCCAUACACUGGGACUGCCCCUGGGACAUAGACGAUGACUCAAACCUGCUGAAGGGAAUAUCUGACUACGGGUAUGGCAACUGGGAACAGAUCAAGAUGGAUACAGAGCUCGGCCUCUAUGACAAGAUACUUCCUGAUGGUGACAAGCGACCCCAGGGCAAGCAGCUCCAGACCAGAGUGGACUACCUUCUGAGGCUGCUGAAGAAACAACUGGACGGAGUUGUAGGUGCAACCAAGACCACAGGGCGUGGUCGUAAAAGUAAAAAGCCACUCAAGUCAAAAGCUGAAGUGCCGGAUUAUAUGGAUGACUCAGACUCUAGUGCUAAAAGUGCCAAUGACACAAACGUGACAAUUGAGUCCAUCAGUAAAAAGUACUCUAAGAAACCAGAUAAUAAGACUGAUGCCAAGGAUGGCAAGAAGUCUGGGGAGGGUGACCACGAUCAUCAUCAUCAUCACCACCACCAUGGGAAGAAGAAGAAGGAGAAGAGGAAGAAAGGCAAGGAUAAGAAGGGGGGACCAAUGCAUUUCACGGCGAUCAAUGAGCCCGUGGCGAUCUCACAGGACGGCGAGUUUGAGGGAGAACUGCCUGAGGAUGUGUUCAAAGAGUGCAAGGAGAAGAUGCGUCCAGUGAAGCGGUCACUGAAGCGCCUGGACAACCCAGAGGAGGGUUUGUCUGAUCGAGACCAGGUGAUGCACACGCAGCAGUGCCUGCUCAAGAUCGGGGACCGCAUCAAUGAGUGCCUUGCUGACAUGAAUAACCCGGAGAAGAUCAAACAGUGGCGAUGUUACUUGUGGAACUUUGUAUCAAAGUUCACUGAAUUUGAUGCCAGAAAGUUACAUAAGCUCUACAAGCAUGCACUGAAGAAACGAGAUAUGGAGAGAGAUAAAGAUGAGUCCUCAUCACGAGUCCAUGACAAGCACAGUAAGCGCCCUCAUGAGGACGGCAAAUCCAACAACUACAACGCCAAGAGACCCCACAUUGAAGACAGUUCGAGUAACAGCACCUGGUCUCGUGUGACUCCCACGGCAGCCUCUCACCCUCACGGGGGGCUGACAUCCUUCCACAAUGCCCUGCCCCCCAACACAUCCCAGGUCCCUGCCUCCAGCCCCUCAGACAGGUGGCAACAUUCCAGUCCGCUUGAUAGGCCCCAGACCGGCGACAAUCAGCCAUUCAAUAGGAAAAGAUAUGACGCUGGCAACAACUCCUACUCAAGAGGUGGGGGCAGCGGCCAGCAUAGCCACUACGACCAUCAGCGAUAUCCAGAUCACAAGCCACACUUUGCCGGGGACAACCGAGGGUUUAAUGAGAGGCGGGAAGGUGGUUACCCCCAGAGGGACUAUUCCCAUAACAGCUUCCGAGAUCCUCGCACUAGCAACAGUCGCGAUUAUCGGAAAUUUACAAAUUCUGACGGGGUGUAUCGUGAGUACCCGCCCGGCCGUGACCCUCACAAUAGUGCCAGCUAUGCCCAGGACCGAAAGCGUCGCAGUGACUACUAUGAGCGGGACCCUCGAGAUCCGCGCUACCGGAAAGAGCAACGCCUUGAGGAUCACCACCCAGAGAGACAUUGACACUCCCGAGUUAGUUGUUAUGGAAACUGUGUUGUGAAAUCGUUAACCUGCGAUAACAAGUUAGGGGAUGUAAUUAUUGAUUGAAAAGGGCAUUGUUUACGCGUGAUAAUUGGAAAGAUGGAUAUGGCUAUGUUUGUUGGCCCACGUUAAAUAUGUGAUGUUAGGUAAGUGAUAUGAGAUAAAUUUGGUUUUAAAAUGUGAAGAGAAGGUUUGGGAAAGAAUUGUUUGAUUUUCAUGACAAAGGUUCAUAUAUGACAUGAAGAAAGUUGGAUGGAGGAUACAGGAAUGGCAGAGUUGAGGCUCCAAGGCUGAACGGUCAAUGUCUUCGAGAAACUGGACUGUAAAUGAUUCCCUGGCCAACAGCUUGCAACUUAACAUGACCAUGAACACGUGAAAAACAAGCAUGUGAACUAGUUGAAGAAUGACAAGGUCCUAACAGUGAACUGCCCAACUGUCACAGAGAUGUUAUUUGUCUGAUUGAUAAGUUUUCCUUCUAUGUGUACAACAUGCUGUGUAAGACUGCCCUAUGCCACUGUAGGUCAGCAUUGAUGUGCUUCAUCACGUCUCAUAAAGCUGAAUAGGCUGGAACCGGAGCAUAAGGCAGCUUUCAAUUACCCUGGAGUUGUUCAUCCAUGGCUUUGAGUUUGGAUGCUUAUGAACUAUUAAAAAAUUACAUGUACAUAGAACACAAUUAGAGAUAAUAAGUUUGAGCAGGAGCUUAGUGUAUGUAGUUCUAAACUACUUACAAAUUAAAUACACCAAAGGUUAAGUUAAAUAAAAAAAUUACAUUAUAGAAUACCUUCCUGCAAAAGUUCUCUAUAUAAGUAAAAUAGCAAUGAAACUUCCUGUAUUAUGUAGACAUCUGCAAGCAGAAUGGCACAUUGAAUGUUUUGUGCUUUGUGAUAUUUGGUAUAUUGCAUUCAUUGGUCAUGUAUCGGGUUCAUUCUGAACAUUUAUCAAACAUCUCAUUUUGCAAAAUAAUCACAAGAAAAGCAUACAAUUUAUGGACAUGUAAAAUAUGAAAUGAUAUGAUGUUUUUUUACAGUUAUAAUAAAAUUACUUUUAAAUAGCACUGCAUACUUGAAAACCAAACUUGAAAUUUGCGUCCAGAAAAAGUUGAUAUUUUUGUAUGCUGAAAUACACUCAAUUUCUAGCUGUAUUAAACCAUGAAAUGUUAAUCAUAUGCAAAACAUUGUCAUGUGAACAAAAAAAACAUAGCUUCAACAUGAGGAAUCUUUCAUGUAAAAUUAAUAACAUGUGCAUUUAUUUCGAAACAUUUUCUACACUCAGACUUCACAUGUUUCCACCCCAUCUAGAUUGUAAAAAAUUCAUGUGACAUACAUGUACAUAUUGUUCACAACAUCUGUAUCAUUUCUGUGCAUGUACAGGUCUGUAAAAAGUGUAAAUACUACAUGAAUCUGCAUAUCUGUUUUUCCUUUUGUUGCUCAUUUUAUGUAAAUCUGUCAUUUAUGUAACCACCCAGAUGUACAUUCAUGUGAUUCCUAACAUAUUAUUCUGCUUUUAACCCUUUGCAUGCUGGGAAAUUUGUCGUCUGCUAAAAUGUCGUCUGCUGAAUUUCUAAAAUAAGCAUUUUCUUCAUUUUUUUUCAAAGAAUACUAUCAGAAUAGCAAACAGUUAGGAUCCAGAUGAGACGCCACGUUCUGUGGCGUCUCAUCUGGAUCCAAACUGUUUGCAAAGGCCUUCAAAAUUCGGUUCCCGCACUGAAAGGGUUAAGUUGAUCAUAUGAAUUGAUGUCAGAAAUAUUUUAAUCAUACCGGUAUAAAUGUUGUGUUUGUGUUUCACUUAUUUAUAGGAUGUGUGGUUGUUACAAUACAUGACUAAAGAAUAUGUUUAGUGUACAGUAUAUAAGCCAUGAGAUGCAAAAAUGGUUCUUGUGCCAUAUGCGGCAAGCCUAGCUCCAAACCAGAUUGCAAAAUAGUCACUGGAUACGCUGUUGUCUAUAAAGUCAGGCAACAUUUUGUGAUCUCAUUGGCUCCUUACCAGACUGCAUUGGCUGCAUAUGGUAUAAGACCCAUUUUCUCAUGAUGUGGCCCAUAUAUUAUGGUCUUACUAACUACAUCAUGGCUUUGCUGGACUCAGGGUAGUGGACAUUAGAGAUCUUAAAGUUUUAAGUUACAAUCAACCGAUAUUGCAUUUUAUCAAUGGGCCGUGCUCUAUGGGAAAGGGGGUUUAAUGCAUGUGCGUAGUCGUCCCAGAUUAGCCUGCGCAGUCAGCACUUUCUGCCUAAGAAUGAUAACUGCUAAGAAGAGAUUUCUUAAAACAAAAAAAAUAUCAUUAAAGCGGAAAGUCUCUUAAAUGUUUUCAAUAUCCAUUUGGGAGUUUUUUGUAUGUUUUAUUUUACCAGUAGUGCUAUUUUCUUGCUAUAAUAAAGUGCUGUAUUUGUCAGCUAUUGGCUCUGUGCUAAUGCUUUACAGCUUUAUGAGUUCCUAGCACAUGGUGAGUUUGUGGUCAGUCUGUGUCUCGCAUCUUGAGUGGUGUGGCGUCAACAUUUAGCUUGUAAAUGCUCAAGAGGCCACAUUUUUCAUCCAAUGUUGAUCAAACUUGGUAAGAAUGUUUAUUAUCCCUAUAGAAAUAGACAUAGAAAUGGAUAUAGAAGAAGCGUUGUCCGUCAGUCUGUCACACAAUUUAUUUUUGGCAGGGGAUAUCAAACCAACAAAUUUGCUUGUUUUGACAAUAUCUAGGCUUAGUUAGAAUCUGGUUCAUUUGUGUCAUAAAUCAUUAAAUUUUAUAUCUGGUCAGCUAAAAUCAUUAAAAAACAUUGUUACUACUCUAGAAGCCACAUUUUUCAUCCACUUUGAUGUUACUCUGUAAGAAUAAUCUAGGCUGAGGUUGAAUCUGGGUCGCAUGCUUCCAAAAACUAGGUCGUGAGGCAGAUUCUUAUAAAAACUUUGGUAUCGCAAUAUAUAUAACAUUUGUCAUCCAUUAUCUUGAUGAAACUUGAUCAGAAUGUAUAUCUUGACAAUAUCAAGGCCAUGUUCCUAUCAGGGUUAUGCUUGUCCAAAAACUAGGUCACCAGGUCAAAUCGAAGAAAAACCUUUUAUCCUUUAUGGGCCACAUUUAUUACUCAAUUAUGAUGGAACUUGAUCAGAAUGUUUAUCCUGAUUAGAAUAUAGGACAAAUGCAACCAAAAACUAGGUCGCCGGGUCAGAUCUUGCAAAAACAUUGAAACCACUCUAGAUGCCACAUUUGUGACUUGGUGUUAAUGAAACUUGUUCAUAAAUAAAAUAUGACAGUAUAAAAGCCAUGUUUGGAUCUUGGUCAAUCUACGUAAAACACUAGGUCACAGUGUAAAACACUAGGUCACAGUGUAAAACACUAGGUCACAGUGUAAAACACUAGGUCACAGUGUAAAUCCUUCCACAUUUAUUACUUACAUAUUUGACUGUUUUAGUUUUCAUGCUCUUAUGCCACAACUUAAUUGUGUCACAUAACUUAAUAUUUUGAACUCAAAGCCAAAACUAAUUGAAUACACUGUUAUACUUGUGUAACAAAUAAGAAAUACACAAAUGUAUAUGUCUUUGAAUAUUUGUGCAAUGUAAAGGUACAGGUUACCAAUAUGCAGUGCUGUUGAAUUUGUAUAUCUACAGUUUUUCUUUUUGAAAAAUUUAUUUUUAUGCAUGAAAUUGUACAUGAUUUUCACUCUUCCCAUUUUCUCAUAUCUUCCUAAAAUUGUGAUAUCUUGAAAAGAUCUGCAUAUACCAAAGUUGGUCAGUAAGUUAAAUGAUAUUCAUUAGACUAUAUUGGAUAAUAAAAACAAAACUGACUGCAGUGGAUUGAGUUUUGCAUGAAAAAACUCUGUAAUUGUGAAUGUAUGACCUGUUUGGUAAAUAUCAGCAUUAAAAUAUAAAUAAUAUGAUACUACAGCUGUAGUUUCCUUGAAAUAUUAAACAUCUUUGUGUGUUAUUCUCACAUAACUUACCUUUUUAUUGAGGGCAAACUGACUUCAGCUAUCUCUUUAACUAAGAGGAAACACUUAUUAGAUGGAUUGUUUUGCAUUUAGCAUACUUACUGCUUAAUCAGCUUAUACUUUUGCAAGCGACACAGUUGCUUUAGAACAAUUUCGAUUGUUUAGACUUACUUUGUUAUUAAACUCCUUGCCUUUAAUGGUAUGCAUUUGUUACAAUGUGUACAAUUUUAUCAAAUGCCAGCAUAUGUUUUGGAUGAUUUGAUCUGUUAUGAAUUUAAGCAAUAUUGAAAUGUAUUAUUAAAGAAACCAAGUUGUGUAUGUAUGCCUUUGAGUAUGACACUAUUUUAUGUUAUUAUUGUGCACAAAUUAGCUACAUGUCAUGUUCAUUGUUGAUACCAUCUUACAACAGUUGUGUCCUACUACAUUGUUUCGUUAUGUACUAUAUGAUAUAUAAAUGAGCCUCAUUCUGGCAAAACGGGGAAUUGAUGCGUGUGCGUAGGGUCCCAGAUUAGCCUGUGCUGAUUUGGUAUGACAUUAACCCAUUUAUGCCUAGCAUCAUGAAAAAAGGACAUUGCAAACAGCGUAGACCCAGAUGAGGGUUUGCACUGUUUGCUUAAAGGAAUUUCUGUAAGAAUUAUUCUAAAUACAGAAAUAACUAUACUAGACAUCCCUAAUUUUGGAAAUACAUUGAUCCAAUUUAGAAGGAUGGGAGAGUCCACUGGGCAUAAAUGGGUUAACGGUACAUGCAUUAAUCCCAGUUUUAUCCAGAGGGAGAAUCAAAUGCAUUUCUUGGUACAUUGUAGUCUCUCACAUGUGCUAGAUAAGCAUCUUGUUAAAGUCUUCAAGUUUUUCUCGUGUUUUGUUGUGUGAUUUGUGAUUUAUAUUUUAUUUGCAAACAAAUUGUGUAUAAUUAUGAAAUUAUUUACAAAAUCUUAAAAAAGUACAAAAAUAUUAAAAUAUGAUGACUUGA